CGCUAAUUUAAACCGUCAUCGCAACAAUAAAAACGGGAUUUCUGCCUCUGUGUCAAAAUAUACAAACUCCAUGCCGCUGCGAAUUAGGCGUAAAUAAAACGGAGGAUUUUUUAAAGGUGCCGCCCCAAGUAUUGAUUCAGAGCCCGGCCUGGUGAGCGAGAAGGCAUGGAAGGCGUGGAAGAGGAAAUAUCAAUGACAGAGGAAGGACAAGGAGAUGCUGGGAGCAGUGAGGGGGAGUCCGGGGUAGAUAUGUCCAACAGCAGCCCCGGGCCGACCAAAAGAGGAAGGGGGAGGCCAAAAGGAUCCAAAAAGUUGCAGGUGUGGGUUACACAUGUUAACUUGUCCGACCUGGGUUCAGACUUUUCGAACGGCGGGCCCGCACAGCCGCUGAAACGGCGAGGGAGGCCAAAGGGCUCCAGCAAAAAAAAAACAGCGCAGCAAAGCGAACAAGAAUCCGGAGAUGAUGCUCUUGACAGUUCUGUGCAUCCGCAAAAGAGACGAGGGAGGCCGAAGGGGUCCGGCUCCAAGAAACAAGCCAGUAUUAAGAGUAGUAAGGGUAGUAAGGGUUUGGGGGUGGAUCGAACUCCUAAGAAGAGAGGAAGGCCAAAAGGGUCUCCUAACAAGAAAGUGCUAAUGGUCAGUCAAGAUGAAUGGGAGGUGAACCUACUGAACGGCGGUGCUAGCUCGCGGAAAAAAGGUCGGGGCCGCCCCAAAGGAUCCUCUUCCUUGAAGCGCAAGGCGGAAAGGGCUGUCACCGAGAAGCAGGAUGACGGCAGUUCUGGACCACCUAGGAAGAGGGGGAGGCCAAAAGGCUCCCUAAACAAAUCCCGGUUUACGGAGGAGAGAGAACUGAGCAGCGAAGGGGAGUCGGGGACAGAUUUAUCCUAUGGAAAUUCAAGUCCACCAAAAAGAGGGAGAGGCAGACCUAAAAAACACAUGGCCGGGGAGUAUGCUGUUAGCAAGGAGGAAUCGGAUGUGUCUGACAGUGGCGUCAAACCACCUCAGAGAAGGCGGGGCAGGCCAAGGAAAGGAGCAAAUACAAGUGUUCAGCAAGCGAGAGGCUCAUCGACUGUACAAGAGCCGGGGGCCACAGGGGGCUUCGAACCUCCUAAGAGGGGAAGGGGGAGACCAAAAGGCUCUUUGAACAAGAGAUUUCCGUUGAUAAAGGUGUACAGUUUGGCGGGAAGGCCGCGGAAAAUAGUACCCCCUUCAAAAGUAGAUGCAGCCGCCCCCACCUCGGAAACGGGAAAGAAGCGUGGCCGGCCGCGAAAAGAGACACCCAAAAGGGGACGGCCGCGGAAGUACCCUAUACCGUCGCCCGAGGAGGUGAAGAAACCAAAAGUUUGGAAGCCGCUGGGAAGGCCGCGCAAGUACCCUCGGGUUGAUCCCCCGGACGGUUCUGCUUCGACCCCCCGCAGAGGCAGAGGGCGCCCUCGAAAGUCCGAGUCCAAAAAAGGUGCUCACUUGCGAAGGAGUUUGCUGUUGACUUCUUUUUCUUUGCCGCGCAACCCAAACGGUGGGGGCCCGAGAAAGAGAGGCCGGCCUUCGGGUAGUGUCAAAGGUGAAAAUGGCACCCCGCGAAAAAGGGGUCGCCCCAAAGGCUCUGUCAAUAAGAACAAAGCGGGAAACAAGACACAGCUAGAGAGCACACUCUCGGCGAAGCGCCCCCGCCACUCAAAAGGAAAGAAGGGUUCGGCCGCUGAGCAGGGGGGAUAUGAGUUAGAGGAGGAGGUCGAACAGAACGGGGACGCUGGAGAUACCGAAGCAACGGUCGUCGAUGAAGACCGAGGCUUUGCCCCGCUCGACGAAAGUGACUUGUCAGGCAGCACAGAAGCGGUUCAGAAUUGAAGUCGGCCCCGCAAGGGAGCAAAGAGAGCCUUGCUCAGCCCUCAAGGUCGCAGGCAAAAAGGAUUUGCAAAGCACGGACUCAAAAGUACAACACAUUGUGUUGCUGUUUAAAAAAGCAAAUCCGAUCAUAAAGGAACAGACAUGUUUUUAACAUUUGUUGUCAGUGGGUUAGGUUAGAUAUUCUGCAGCUCCUAUUUAGUUCUCCUGACUAACCUGUUUUCCUUUUUUUAAUGUACUUUCAGCAUUGUUGACGUGUUCGUUUAAACCGACAUUGCCAUUUUUUGUAAACGUUAUCCUUUGUACUUUCACGUAUAAACCGACGGCGCGCACACUAGAAAUACCGAACGAG
Molecule: messenger RNA, 2197 nt
Organism: Lampris incognitus (smalleye Pacific opah)
Lineage: Eukaryota; Metazoa; Chordata; Actinopteri; Lampriformes; Lampridae
Product: serine/arginine repetitive matrix protein 2-like
Exons: 2
Coding region: 166-1848 (560 amino acids)
Biological process (GO): regulation of DNA-templated transcription
Cellular component (GO): nucleus
Molecular function (GO): transcription coregulator activity; DNA binding
Source: RefSeq, a predicted model, not a curated record